This is a messenger RNA of Carassius carassius (crucian carp), 1460 nucleotides long. RefSeq lists its product as uncharacterized. Lineage: Eukaryota; Metazoa; Chordata; Actinopteri; Cypriniformes; Cyprinidae. The record is from RefSeq and is a predicted model, not a curated record. The transcript is spliced from 12 exons. The coding region runs from base 291 to 1460 and encodes 389 amino acids.
AGUUGUGUUGGCUGCUGCUGCGUCACCACUGAUACCAACAGGAAGGAAUAGUGCAGAAUUUAUGUGUAACUGCUGGGCUCGAAAGUUUCAUACACCUCUCUUGCUCCUCUUCAUUCACUCGAAUCUGUCGGCUUCAAUCCAGUGUCUUUUCAAAUGUCUGGCUCCUGUGCAACUCAUUCUUGAACCCUGCUUAUAGGGGUGUGGGGUGUGUGGGGGUAACCAGAUGGCCCUCAGUGUGUAGUUUAGAGGAGACGUGUUUGUGGAAAGGAGAGGUAAGGUAUAGACAAGCUAUGGGAUGCUGCAGUGUGACCCAGAGGCAUACGGGGACUGAUGAAGUGGGCCCAGAAGAGAUUGAACUCCUGGAAAUCGACAAUGCAGGAAUUUGGAGUCUUGCUGAAAGCAGGCUCCAAUUUUCUACAAGGAAUGGCACAGAAGAAGGUCCUCAUCGCUGUUCCUCUGUGAAGCACCCAAAGCAGGAGGACCCAGAUCCUGUCUCUGUUACUGUGAAGGACACAACAAAACACAACAACUCACAACUGGUGCUUUGGAGCUUGAAGAAAAAGGAGCUCCAUCAUAGGCUAUACACUCAGCCUAUCAGAGAAUGGGAAGGACAGGCACCACACACCUAUGGAGACAUUAUCCACUCAUCUUCAGUGUAUUUACACACUGGAGACACAAAGGCUAUGAGUGAAAGAUAUCUGGUUUUAUUUUCCUUCCAUUUGUUAAUCCUCGAUUUGGACAGCUCUAAUAAUGAUUUUAUUUAUGAGGGCAUUCUUCCUCUCUCAGCCAUUCAGGUGCGUUUGAUCUCACAGCAGGACACCAGUUCUCCACAUAUGUUUGAGAUUAACGGGCCUAUGGUGGACUCAAAGAUCUUCGUUUGUGCUACUGCUGCUGAAACAAAAGCCUGGAUGGAGAACAUCGAGGACAGGAGAUGCAAAUCCUUAAAGCAACAGCUGAGCCCAUCCCAUAGUGCUCUCUCAUACCUGGUGCCAUGUAAUGAAAACUGGAAGAGGGAGGAGCUUAAAAGGUACUUACUGCGGUCUCCCAUCUUGCAAUGGGAGGGGACGCCCAUUCAGCACAUGGGCUAUCCCAGAUACCUUUCACUGGUGCACAUCAGCAACGUAUACACACAGGACCGGCGUUUGCACGGACCUCAGGAUCGUUUGCUUGUGCUCUUCCCAUGUGACCUCCUCAUUCUGUCUCUGGACUGUCAUCGUGUACGUGUGAAAUAUGAAGGCCGUCUGCCACUGAAGAGUAUUAAAGCCAUGGAAAGAUCUGCAUUACCUGGCAGAUUGGAGUUUGAACUCACAGGAGAACUGAUGGAGCCUCUGCUUGUCUCCUGUACUUACCCUGAGGACUAUCAAAGCUGGAUCUUUCAGUUACAACAGCCUGAUAAAGUGGGAGAUUCAUUGCCACAUCACACCCCUCCACCUCUGAUACCGAAGAAGCGCAGAAGCUGA